Hypanus sabinus (Atlantic stingray) is the source of this 1047-nucleotide messenger RNA. RefSeq names its product solute carrier family 10 member 1 (gene slc10a1). The record is from RefSeq and is a predicted model, not a curated record. Bases 1 to 1047 code for a protein of 348 amino acids. Gene Ontology annotation, cellular component: membrane. Gene Ontology annotation, molecular function: bile acid:sodium symporter activity. The transcript has 5 exons. Lineage: Eukaryota; Metazoa; Chordata; Chondrichthyes; Myliobatiformes; Dasyatidae. Gene Ontology annotation, biological process: bile acid and bile salt transport.
AUGAACAUCACUGGCAUGGAACACUUUCAGGCAGAGGUUAGCAAUGGUAACUCUACACCUGGCAUAAAUGCAACAUUGGAAUGGAGAGAUGGAGCAACAGGAAAGCUAACAGAUCUAGUCAUAAGUGUCACUUCUAUCAUUAUUUUGUUCAUCACAAUGAUAUCUCUGGGCUGCACAAUGGAAAUAUCAAGGAUCAAGGAAUAUAUCUUAAAGCCAAAAGCGGUUCUGAUUGCAUUGUUUUCACAGUAUGGAAUUAUGCCUUUAACAGCCUUUAGCCUUGCGAGGAUUUUCAGACUGUCUUCCAUCGAAGCUAUCUCUGUCCUGAUUUGUGGAUGCUGCCCUGGUGGAACACUUUCCAAUAUCUUCUCACUAGCAGUGGACGGAGAUAUGAAUCUCAGUAUUGUGAUGACCACAUGCUCUACAACGUUGGCACUUGGCAUGAUGCCCCUCCUUCUUUAUCUCUAUUGCAAGGGCCUGUCAUUGGUUAAUAAAGUGCCAUACAGAAAGAUUGUUCUAACCCUCAUCUCAACACUCAUUCCUUGCAGCAUUGGCAUCUUUCUGAAUCACAGGUAUCCAAAGUAUUCAAAGAUCAUAACCAAGACUGGCCUGUUCAUUUUUCUCAUUGCUGCAAUAGUAAUUGUCAUCUUGUCAGUAACAUUGAUUGGGGCUACUUUGUGGACUAUUUUCAUCCCUCGCCUCAUUGUCACCACAGCACUGAUGCCUGUUGUUGGAUUCACUUUAGGAUAUGCCCUUUCAAGUUUAUGCAGAUUAUCUAAAAGGUGCACACGGACAGUUUCUAUGGAAACUGGGUUCCAAAACAUUCAGCUCUGUUCCACCAUCCUGAAAGUUACUUUCUCUCAAGAGGAGAUUGGUGCACUUUAUUUAUUUCCAAUAAUCUUCUUGGUAUUUCAGCUUACAGAAGCAUUAGUUCUUGUAAUGAUCUACCGAACUUAUGAAAGAAUAAAGAAACAUAAACAAAAUGCUCUGCUUAUUGCCAAGAGGUGCAGUAAGUGGGGCUACUCUCUCAAAUUCCAGCAAGCCAGUUGA